This is a messenger RNA of Habropoda laboriosa, 984 nucleotides long. It is a transcript of the gene colt, whose product is annotated as congested-like trachea protein. The coding region runs from base 97 to 984 and encodes 295 amino acids. Gene Ontology annotation, molecular function: O-acyl-L-carnitine transmembrane transporter activity. Lineage: Eukaryota; Metazoa; Arthropoda; Insecta; Hymenoptera; Apidae. The transcript has 5 exons. Gene Ontology annotation, biological process: carnitine transmembrane transport; mitochondrial transport. The record is from RefSeq and is a predicted model, not a curated record. Gene Ontology annotation, cellular component: mitochondrial envelope.
AAUAAGUUCUUAAUAAGGUGCAGGACCGCCUUCAAUGAUUUGUUCAACUGUUUUUUGAAUAAGACUUACAUAUCUACUAAUCAAACUGCCUUUAGAAUGUCAGAAAAGGAGAGUCUUCUUAAAUAUUUUCUGAGCGGAGGCUUCGGUGGAAUAUGCACGGUUAUAGCGGGUCAUCCCCUGGACACAAUAAAAGUCCGCCUUCAAACCAUGCCUGUACCAGGCCCAAAUCAAGCUGCCCUAUAUUGUGGAACAGUAGACUGUGCUAAGAAAACAAUAACAAAAGAAGGAAUACGUGGUUUAUACAAGGGAAUGGGUGCACCUUUAUGUGGUGUAGCUCCAAUAUUUGCCAUAAGUUUUUAUGGAUUUGGACUUGGAAAACAAUUGGUAAAAGGAUCUGACAAUGAAGAAUUAACACCUUUGCAAUUAUUUUAUGCUGGUGCAUUUAGUGGUAUCUUUACAACUGUUAUAAUGGCACCUGGGGAAAGAAUAAAGUGUCUUCUACAAAUACAACAUGGUGAUGCAAAACCAAAAUAUCAAGGUCCUAUUGAUUGUACAAAGAAGCUUUAUAAAGAAGGAGGAAUUAGAAGUAUUUAUAAAGGUACCUGUGCUACCCUUCUGAGAGAUGUUCCUGCCAGUGGAAUGUAUUUUAUGACAUAUGAAUGUCUAAAAAAAUGGAUGAGCACUGAAGAAAGUAAAGUAGGAAUAUUCCAAACAAUUAUAGCUGGUGGUUGUGCUGGUAUUGCAAAUUGGAUUGUUGGAAUGCCACCGGAUGUAUUGAAAAGUCGUCUACAAAGCGCUCCAGAAGGUACUUUCAAACGUGGAAUACGAGAAGUAUGCGUAGAUUUGAUAAAUAAAGAGGGACCACAGGCACUGUACAAAGGAUGUGUACCUGUGAUGCUUCGUGCUUUUCCAGCAAAUGCAGCAUGUUUUCUUGGAUUUGAACUUGCUAUGAAUUUCUUGAAUUGGGCACUACCUAACAUGUAA